This is a messenger RNA of Astyanax mexicanus (Mexican tetra), 6210 nucleotides long. RefSeq names its product LARGE xylosyl- and glucuronyltransferase 1 (gene large1). Bases 848 to 3121 code for a protein of 757 amino acids. The record is from RefSeq and is a predicted model, not a curated record. The transcript is spliced from 15 exons. Gene Ontology annotation, biological process: protein O-linked glycosylation via mannose. Lineage: Eukaryota; Metazoa; Chordata; Actinopteri; Characiformes; Acestrorhamphidae. Gene Ontology annotation, molecular function: glucuronosyltransferase activity; xylosyltransferase activity.
GAGGCGGCGCUGGGAGAAGCUCUCAGCUAUUGGCCUGCUCCCGGUUGUCAGGACUGGAGGAGGCCGGGAAGAAUCCGUGUGGCUGCCUGAGAACUCCGACACAAAAUCACUGCUUGCGAUAAAACUAACUGUACUGACCGAGCGGGGGAUUACUGCGCUGCUGCUCUGCGUUAACUAUAUCAGCAGCGGCUCGGUUUACAGGGCGCGGGCAGUGAGAGCGGACACUGCCAGAGAGUCCAACUACCGCUGCCGUUACCGUUACUUAUUUAUAGCUGCUUGAAGUCGGAGGCUCCGCAGUGCUAGCAGCCCGAGAGCGGUGUGACAGAGCACGACGAGCCUGGACAGUCCAAAGACUUGGCAACAUGUCUUAGAAACACUCCCAGGAACAUCUCCCGGUGCUUAUUUACCAGAGGAGAGGGGUGGCGUGUGUGUAAAUCCGCUGUUUGGAGCGGUUAGCUCGCCGGGUUAGCACAGGAAAAUGCCUUAUAUUUCGGGUGACGGUUGGUUGCUAGGCUAGCUCGCUGCUAGCUGCCUGCCUGUGUGUGGGAACAGUAGCGACAGCCGAACCUCGGUUUCUGCUCUGUUUAUCGGGUUAAAACACAGCCAACUGGCUCUUAACGGCGUGAGAACAUUGUGUGGACUGUACCUGAGGAGAUAGCGGAUCUUUCAGACUGCAGGACGGCUCUUUAAUCUCCAUACUUUGCGACUAAAAUCCCAGUGAGAAGAUCAGAAGAGGAGUCGACACCUGUUCACUCAGACUGGCAGUGUCAUGAACCCUCUGGCGAACAGCUGUUGCCCACAUAGAGGUCUCUCAGCCUCCUGAUUGUGUCCUCUCCUGCCCCAGAGGAUGCUGGGAAUGUGUCGUGGGCGCAGGAAGUUCCUGGCUGCGUCCCUCGCCCUGCUCUUCAUCCCAGCGCUCACCUGGCUCUACCUGUCUGCUGCCAACUUCACAGUGAAGCCGCUGCCUCUGUCUCCACUGGAGCUCCAGCCCUCCACGCUGGUCGGUGGCGCCGGCGAGCGUCAGGCUCUGGAGCUUCGGGUUCGAGAGGUGGAGGAAGAGAACCGAGCGCUGAGGAGAGAGCUGAGCCAGCCGCCCAAAAACCCCACCCACUCCAACCAGCACAGCAACAGCCAGCAUGGGAAUCAGUCACAUCCACACUCCACAGAGGAAGGGACUGGUGAUAGCGAGGCACAGAAGGUGUUCACCACAGGCAACAGCUCCAGCUGCAUCCAGCAGCCUGUUGUUGACAAAUGUGAGACCAUCCACGUUGCCAUUGUGUGCGCAGGCUACAACGCAAGCAGAGAUGUGGUGACGCUGGUCAAGUCUGUGCUGUUCCACAGACGGAACCCUCUUCACUUCCACUUCAUCACCGACUCCAUCGCUCAGCAGAUCCUGGCCUCCCUCUUCCACACCUGGAUGGUGCCAGCAGUCCGUGUGAACUUCUACGAUGCUGAUGAACUAAAGUCCGAGGUGUCGUGGAUCCCCAACAAGCACUACUCCGGUAUCUACGGCCUGAUGAAGCUGGUUCUGACCAAGACGCUGCCCUCUGAACUUCAGAAAGUCAUCGUUCUGGACACCGACAUCACCUUCGCCACAGACAUCGCUGAGCUGUGGGCCGUCUUUCACAAGUUCAAAGGUCAGCAGGUGUUGGGGUUGGUGGAGAAUCAGAGUGAUUGGUAUUUGGGGAAUCUGUGGAAGAAUCACCGGCCAUGGCCUGCUCUCGGCAGAGGCUUCAAUACAGGUGUGAUUCUCCUGCUGCUGGAUCGUUUGAGGAAGCUCAGGUGGGAGCAGAUGUGGAGACUGACAGCAGAGAGAGAGCUGAUGAGCAUGCUGUCUACAUCACUAGCAGAUCAGGAUAUCUUCAACGCUGUGAUCAAACAGAACCCCUUCCUGGUUCAUCAGCUGCCCUGCUUCUGGAACGUCCAGCUGUCUGACCACACCCGCUCCGAGAAGUGCUACAAGGAUGUGUCCGACCUCAAGGUAAUCCACUGGAACUCUCCGAAGAAGCUGCGGGUGAAAAACAAGCAUGUGGAGUUCUUCAGAAACCUUUACCUGACCUUCCUGGAGUACGAUGGAAACCUGUUGAGGAGGGAGCUCUUCGGCUGUCCGAGCGAGACCGACCACAACAGUGAAAAUCUUCAGAAGACUCUGCUGGAGCUGGAUGAGGAUGACCCGUGUUAUGAGUUCCGGAGAGAACGCUUCACUGUUCACCGCACUCACCUCUACUUCCUGCACUACGAGUACCAGCCCAGCUCCGACCAGACUGACGUUACACUGGUGGCCCAGCUCUCUAUGGACAGGCUGCAGAUGCUGGAAGCCAUCUGUAAACACUGGGAGGGUCCCAUCAGUCUGGCUCUUUACCUGUCUGACGCCGAGGCUCAGCAGUUCCUGCGCUACGCUCAGGGUUCUGAGGUGCUGAUGAGCAGGAGUAACGUCGGGUAUCACAUCGUCUACAAGGAGGGCCAGUUCUACCCCGUUAACCUGCUGCGCAACGUCGCCAUGAGGCAGGUCAACACGCCCUACAUGUUCCUGUCCGACAUCGACUUCCUACCCAUGUAUGGACUCUACGAGUACCUCAGGAAGUCGGUGGUGCAGCUGGACAUGGCCAACACUAAGAAGGCUCUGGUGGUUCCUGCGUUUGAGACGCUGCGCUACCGGCUGUCCUACCCCAAAUCCAAGGCUGAGCUUCUGUCCCAGCUGGACAUGGGCACCCUCUUCACUUUCAGGUAUCAUGUUUGGACUAAAGGCCACGCUCCAACUAACUUUGCGAAAUGGCGUACAGCUACAACACCGUACAUGGUGCAGUGGGAGGCGGACUUUGAGCCGUAUGUGAUGGUGAGGAGGGACUGUCCUGAGUACGACCGCAGGUUUGUGGGAUUUGGCUGGAAUAAGGUAUCCCACAUUAUGGAGCUGGACGCUCAGGAGUACGAGUUUGUGGUUCUACCCAACGCUUACAUGAUCCACAUGCCUCACGCCCCGAGCUUCGACAUCACCAAGUUCAGAUCCAAUAAACAGUACCGAGUUUGCCUCAAGACUCUGAAAGAGGAGUUUCAGCAGAACAUGUCCCGACGCUACGGCUUCGCUGCGCUCAAAUACAUGACCGCAGACAACAACAGCUAGCGAAGACACACCCUGCGAGGGUACCGUUAGUAUCGGUAGGAAGGUAGGUGAUGUUGCAGGGUUAUAGUAGAUGGAGGGAUGGAUGUUUAAGAUGAUGGGGAAAAGAAAUCUGAGAGUCGUGCUUCUUCAUCAUCGUUCACCUUUUUAAUGACCUUUUUUGGUCAAAGCUCUGGAAAUAGCAAUAAUGCAGAAUCUCGCGUGGAGAAAGUCUGCAGAAUCUAUAGAGCCGCACAGACAGACUUCAGCUACUGCAUAAAUUGGAACUGGGACAUCGUCAUCAUCCAAUGGGCAGAAUAGAAAAAGGCUGUUUUUAUUUUCUUCUUUUUUUUUUGCCAUGGUAACCUGCACAUGACUACACAGGAAGCACCACUGCAGGAAAUCCAGCUAAUGAUGUCUUAAACUGGUAUGGAAUGAAGCUGUGGAGCGGUGUGAAGUUGCUGCAUUAGUACGGGCUCAGCACACGAAUCAUGGGGCUCCGUUUUUGCAGUAUUAGUGCUCUCAGACUGGAGAACAUGGACCCACCAGGAGAGCUCCAGUCAGGCAUUAAGUGGUAAAAUUAGGAAAGGUUAUGUCUAGUGUGCUUCAGGCACUAAAAGCAUCUGGUAAAACACUAGUGAUGUUUAGGUUUUCUACAGAGAAAAGAAAAGAGGAAACGGUUACCUACAACAACUCUCACCAACAGACUCUGGAUUCUGGAUUUUAAAGCAAUGGAGUGAUUUUUCUGGCCUCUAAGAAGAAGCACUGUGGCUGAAGAACAUGACCUCAGUGUACAGCAGCAGCAGUAGAUAGGUUUGGAAGACGUCAGGCUAUCAGCAUUGACAAUCCAGACACAAGAAGGCAAACACACGCACACUCACUCAGACAAGUCCAAACUUAUGACAUCUCACUCAGUAAUCACUGAGUCACUCCGACACCGUCCGUCUUCUUUUGAUGCAAAAAUGACACAGCAGUAUUUUCUCUUUAUACAUUUCUGUGCAUCAUCAUCGUCCUCGGAUUUCAAAAAGGGUGAUGAUUUUUGUUGCCAUUAUCAGGCAUCAGUAAUGUGUUUACACCUCACGCAGCUGCAUAAGCAAGCUAACGGAAAUGCACUAAAACUCCUCUAUGGUGGAGUCCGAAUGAGAAGGCAUUGAGAACCCCGUGUUUUGGUGUGGGUGGGUCUAGUUAAUGAAACUAAAUUCACACGGCAGCAUUUGAAAUGUAAGACAACCCUCAGUGCCAGUUAUGAGCCAUUCUAUGAAAUGGGUGCCAUUUGAAAUUUUCAAAAAAUUAAUCAUGUAUGUGAAAUUCUUUUUUUAGGUUUUUACAUGAUGGGGCUAUUGAUUGAGUUGAGCUUGUAGUUGGGUUGAGCUUAGACUCUGUCUGACAUGAAAAUGCAACAAAUUAAAAUAAUAAAAGAAUAUUAAAACUUGCCUAUUUUUGUUCCUGGUUGCUUUAAAGGCUCAGAUUAUGUCACUUUGGUUUUGUGACAUAAUAUAAAUUUAUAAUAUACCUAUAGACAAAACAGGUUGGAAACCUAGGGAUGCACACACUUUUUAAUGUAGGUUUUAAUUUUGAAUACUAUCACCUUUUUACUACAAUUUGUUCCUAAAUCAUCUCCUCAUGAUGCUGCAUGACCACCUGUGGUAACCUUCCCUUGGAUCCCCAGCUGAUCAGCUCUUACGAUUCUACCCCUUUAGGAUAGUGGCUUGUGGCAAGAUAGUGACUUAAGCUCAUUUAAAAAUAAAAUGUGACUUAGGCAAUUUUAAUACAGUGGUAUGAAAAAGUUAAUAAUAUAUCAUAUAGCAGACGAACAGUGAUAUUUGAAAAGUGAAAUGCAGUUUACAGGAUUUACAGAAUAUUUAGUAGAUCCUCCUUUUGCAGAAAUAACAGCCUCUAAAUUCUUCCUAUAGUUUUCAAUGCGACACUGGCUUCUGGUUGAAGGUAUUUUGGAACAUUCAUCUUUACAAAAAAAUAAAUGUUGUACUAAAAAUGAGCAAGUCAGUUAUUUUAGGAAGAUGUUGAAACAAACCUUAUUUAAACACAAACAUAAAUAUUUCAAAAGCACAGCUUAAGAUGCGACAGACAUUAUGCCAGUUAUUUGACAGGUAUAGAAUUCACAUGCCUGAUAACGCUAGCUUGUGAAUUUGCAAGCUAUUAUUGCUAAUAUAAGUGCGGGUCUUUCAAUUUAGUUUAAUGUAUUAUUGAUAUUUUAGAUGCAGGUGUCGACUUAUGGCCAUGUAAUUGUGAACAAUGAUUUAAAAUCGUAAUACUUUUUAUGAAGUAUUAUUCUUUUAUAUCACAUUACCAAGUAUAUAUGUAUAAAUAGCUUUACACUUUGGAAAUACAUUUUUUGUGCUUAAUUAAUGCAUUUUAUUAAUGCAUCAGGCCAAAACAACGAGGACACAAUGGCACCCGUUUGGUAGAAUGGCUGGUAUGAUAGGGAUAGAUUGCACUUUGUUUGCAGUCGAUCCCAUGAGGUGAUGAGGAACCUGCAGAGCCAUCCAGUCGAUUCUAGACAUUCAUAUUCAAACAUUUAAACAAAAAUAAAUCCUGAUUCACAGCUCUAGAAUAUAUUCAGUGAGCAACAUUAAUAAAAUGGUUGGGACUCAAACAAAAAUCAUAAGAUUGACCCCCAACAAUAAACUACAUGCCCAAAGGUAUUCAGACUGAAUUUGGCUACUUUUAUGAUUUGGGAUUUCUUUUCUUUGUUUAAGAGAUGAGUUUAUAUCUUAGAGAAAAUGAUCUCUAAGCUCUUCUUUUUAAAGAGGAGUGGAAAUGGAUUUGCAUUAGUUUGGCUCACUGCCUACAGAGUCUGGCUGCUGGUGAGAAAUUUGAGGGCUUGGGGUUUGUUUAGAACUUCUCAUUAAAACAAUCCAGGAGUGCUCUGCUAACAGAGAGCAAAGCCUCUGAGAAACGUAAUGUGUGUGUGUGUGUUCAGUUUUGUGCAAAACAGGGUUGAUUUUGUGUGUGUGUGUGUGUGUGUGUGUGUGUGAGGGUGUGUGUAUUGAACAGCGCUGGAUAUGAAUGUGUGUGAAAGUGUGUGUGGGUGGGGGUGUUAAAAAGCACUGAGAAUUUUUCUGCUACAUGAAUAAAUGCUGGAAAGAAUCGUC